Acanthamoeba castellanii str. Neff is the source of this 1308-nucleotide messenger RNA. RefSeq names its product cellulose binding domain containing protein. Gene Ontology annotation, molecular function: extracellular matrix structural constituent; polysaccharide binding; hydrolase activity, hydrolyzing O-glycosyl compounds. The record is from RefSeq and is a predicted model, not a curated record. NCBI's taxonomy places the organism in Eukaryota, Discosea, Longamoebia, Acanthamoebidae. Bases 1 to 1308 code for a protein of 435 amino acids. Gene Ontology annotation, cellular component: extracellular matrix. The transcript is spliced from 2 exons. Gene Ontology annotation, biological process: carbohydrate metabolic process; extracellular matrix organization.
AUGAAGCAAUUCCUCCUCCUCGCGCUCCUCGCGGCCCUCUGCGGCCACGCCCUUGCUGACUGUAAUGUGAGCGUCAAGCAGACGCUUGGCAGCGCCUGGCAGCAGGAGGGCAAGAACCUCUCCCAGUGGAACGUGCAGCUCACCGCCGGCUCUGAGGCGGUCAAGUCGCUCGAGCUCUCCAUCACCGGCGCCAAGAUCAUCCAGUUGUGGGAGCUCACUAACCAGUCCACCGGCCUCUUCGCCCUGCCCGAGUACCGCAUCCAGAACGGCGGCAUCGUCGCCGGCCAGACCCACCAGUUCGGCUACAUCUGGGAGUCCUCCUCGCAGGCCACCAUCGCCGUCUCCUCCAUCAACUGCGGUAGCGCCACGCCGUCGGCCUCGCCGGCUGCUCCGUCGCCCUCCACCGCUCCCGCCAGCCCCAGCGCCUCCCCUGCGGCUCCCUCGGCCUCCCCCUCCGCUGCGCCCUCGAUCGUGGCCACGCCCCAGCCCACCGGCUGCAGCGUGAGCGUCGCCCAGACCACUCGCUCGGCUAGCGCCGGCGGUAGCUGGAUCGACGGUGCCUUCCACUUCCAGAUCUUCGACUUGACCUUCCUCAACAACGGCAACCAGGCCGUCAACAACGCCCAGGUCACCAUCACCCUCGCUGCCGGUCAGGAGAUCACCCAGUCGUGGAACAUCGAGCGCAAGAGCGGCUCCACCUUCACCACCUCCACCACCUACGGCCCUCUCCAGGUCGGCGCUACGCUCGGUGCCGGCUACGUCCUCCGUUCUGCCGCCUCCGCUGGCCAGCCCGCCGCGCCCGCCGCGCCCGCCGUCGCUAUCGACUCCGUGACCUGCGCCGGUGCCCCCACCGCCAGCCCUUCGCCGGCUGCUCCUUCGCCCUCGGCCGCUCCCGCCAGCCCCAGCGCUUCGCCCUCGGCCGCGCCCACCAUCGUCGCCACUCCCCAGCCUAGCCCCGCCAACGGCUGCAGCGCCAGCGUGACCGUCGUCGCCCGUUCGGCCGCUGCCGGUGGCGUGUGGGUGGAUGGUGGCAACACCUUCCAGAUCUUCGACGUCAGCAUCGCCAACAACGGCCAGCGCCCGCUCAACGGCGGCGUGGUGACCUUCACCCUGGCCGAGGCCGGCGCGACCAUCACCCAGUUCUGGGAGCUGAGCAGGCAGGGCUCCACCAACGCGUUCAACAUCGCCUUCAACUACGGCGCCCUCCAGGCUGGUGCCACUCAGGGUGCUGGCGUCGUCGUGCGUCUGGCUGGCUCGUCGCCUGCCGCCAAGCCCACCGUCACCAUCGGUUCCCUCGGUUGCCAGUAA